This is a messenger RNA of Entamoeba histolytica HM-1:IMSS, 858 nucleotides long. RefSeq lists its product as uncharacterized. The transcript has a single exon. The coding region runs from base 1 to 858 and encodes 285 amino acids. NCBI's taxonomy places the organism in Eukaryota, Evosea, Mastigamoebida, Endamoebidae. The record is from RefSeq and is a predicted model, not a curated record.
AUGUUUGGAGCAUUUGGUCAACAACAAAAUAAUGGUAUGGGUGGAUUUGGUCAACAACCAAAUAAUAGUAUGGGUGGAUUUGGAACAUUUGGUCAACAACAAAACAGUGGGUUAGGUGGAUUUGGUCAACAACCAAAUAAUAGUAUGGGUGGAUUUGGUCAACCACAAAAUAAUCUUAUGGGUGGAUUUGGUCAAUCACAAAAUAAUGGUAUGGGUGGAUUUGGUCAACAACCAAAUAACGGUAUGGGUGGAUUUGGAACAUUUGGUCAACAACCAAAUAAUAGUAUGGGUGGAUUUGGAACAUUUGGUCAACAACAAAACACUGGUAUGGGUGGAUUUGGUCAACAACAAAAUAAUGGUAUGGGUGGAUUUGGUCAACAACAAAAUAAUGGUAUGGGUGGAUUUGGUCAACCACAAACUGGAAGUUCUUUUGUUAAAUAUCAAGAAACAAUCAAAGAAGGAUCAAAUUAUAAAUCAAUCAAUUUUAUGUCACAAUUCAAAAAUAAGUCGUUAAUUGAAAUUCGAACAGAAGAUUAUAAAGCAAAUAAUGGAAAUAAACCUGUUCCACAACAAGGAGGAAUGUUAGGUGGACAACAAAAUGGAUUUGGUCAACAACAAGGGGUAUUUGGUACUCAACAAAAUGGCUUCGGACAACAACAAGGAUUAUUUGGAGGUCAACAAAAUGGAUUUGGACAACAACAAGGAUUAUUUGGAGGUCAACAAGGAGGAAUGUUAGGUGGACAGCAAAAUGGAUUUGGACAACAACAAGGAGGAUUUGGAACAAAUGGAUUUGGACAACAAACACAGGGAGGAUUUGGAACAACUGGAUUCGGUCAAACAACUGGAUUUGGGCGUUAA